UGGUCACUCCAAUUGACGUGGCCUCAAAAUUUUUUGUUCUCUGAAAAUGCAAAAAAGUUUGCAUUUCUUAAUAAUAUAAUUAAGAUACAUAACGCCCGCCCCAGAGCAUCCGUCGAAACCGGGCAGUGUUCGAAGCCAUCCGGAGCACGCGAAGAGUGCCAGAACAAGAGUUAGGGCGACGAGUUCCGAGCGGAGAGAGUGACGAAAAGUGCCGUGAAAAUCGUUUAAUUCCCGUUUUCGGAGCAAGUUACCUUCCAGGAACUGAAGCCAGUCCCCAGGAAAAGUGUCCAGCCAGCAGAUCCAGAAGCUCGCGCGUGUGUUUUCACUAAAAGAAAAGCGAAAAGGCCCGCAGUCAACGUGCGCCCGCAGCAAAAUCGCCAAUCAAGGGCGGAAGAAGAAGAGCAACUACAAAGUGCAAGUGCUGGUGGUCGGUCAAGAGCUACACAGUGUACAUGCCACUGGAGACUGCUCCGAAAGAACGCAAGCAUAUGAAUUAGCAGCAUGUCGGCAUACAACCCAAACUUUGUGCCUCCCGCCCAUGCGCCGGUCCCUUUGAACGGCAACAAUCUGGUGAACGGUCUGCCAGGAGCAGGCCAACAGCAGCACCCGCAGCCACCUCCAUCAGCAGCGCAACAGUAUCUAGCGCAAAAGCAACCACAGCAGUUCCAGCAGGCGCCACCGGCAGCAGGAGCUUAUCCAGGAGCAGCAGCCAACAAGUUCUUGCCACCCACGUCCGCUGUUGUUGGUGGUCCUCCUCCUUUGCAAUUGCCACCCAGUACGGUGCCACCAAGCACGUUGCCGCCUCAUCUGCGUCCGCCUCCGACCACCAAUGCCAAUGUCAACGGACCCAUCACCAAUGGCAGCAAUGGAGCGUCUAGCGCCAACUCCUCGCGAACAGCGUCACCACGGCCAAUGGGAGCACAGCCACAACAACAACCAUAUGGCCAAGGACCUGUAGCUGCAGCGUUAGGCAACCCACCGCGCGCAUCUCCCCUACCAACCAGCCAACAACAACAACCAGCUGUGGCCAAUCUGACGAACAGCAUGCAGAAUCUAAACUUGAUCCCGAAUCGGACUAAUGGAGCUACUGGCAGUGGGUCGGCGUUGCCUCCCCAGCAACAGUAUCCGCAGCAAAAGGAUUACAGGAGCUUGGGCGUAGCUAUGGCCCAGGCGCGUCCACCUCAGUUCAUCGAUGAUAAGGGAACGACCAGUGGAAUAGCCCCAAACGUGAUGCCAUCGCCGUUUAGUGGACAGAAGCCGCCCAACUUGGGACCACUCCCGUCAAAGAUGUUCGGAACUGCAGCGACACCCGACAGGCCUGCGCCACCGUUAGCUGGCCAGAGGGUUGCCUAUGGAGUGCCGCCUCCGCCUAGCACUGAGCAGCAGAACCAGCAGAACAACAAUCCGCAGAAAGCGGCGCCCCCUCCGGGAACUGCUUGGCCAGCAGGAAUUCAAUCCCCUCAGUCUCCUCCAACGCAGCAGGUCCAGCAGCCGAGCCCCUACGCUCAGGCUUAUCCUCCCCCUCUGCAGCAGCAGCCACUGCCUCCUGCAGUGCAGCCUCCGCCGCCGGGAAUGUUCGGAACGCAGCCCACAGGAGCACCACUGCAGUAUCAGGCCCAGGCGCCACCCCAAGCCUAUGGACAACAACAACUACCAGUACAGCCACAGCUCGCAGGACCAGCAGCGUUUGGCUCUCCCGCUCCGCUGAACGUGGCCCAGCAGGGAUUCAGCCGUCUGUGGGGACAGGACACCAUCGACCUGAUGCAAAACCGGCAUAUCCUGUCACCGGCAACGCUUCCGCCGCCAAAGGUUGUGCUGCACAACCAGUUCCACGAGUCCAUAAACUGCAGCCCGAGCAUAAUGCGCUGCACGCUCACCAAGAUCCCCGAGAGCAACUCACUGCUGCAGAAGUCGCGCCUGCCACUUGGCAUUGUGAUUCAUCCCUUCCGCGAUGUGAAUAGCCUGCCCGUGAUUCAGUGCAUCAACAUUGUGCGUUGCCGCCUGUGCCGCACCUACAUCAAUCCCUUUGUUUAUUUUGUGGACAGCAAAAUGUGGAAGUGCAAUCUGUGCUAUCGCGUCAACGAACUGCCGGAUGAUUUCCAAUUCGAUCCGGCCACGAAAACGUACGGAGACGUGACCCGUCGGCCCGAGGUGCGCUCCAGCACCAUUGAGUUCAUCGCCCCCUCGGAGUACAUGCUGCGUCCGCCGCAGCCAGCCAUGUACCUGUUCCUCUUCGAUGUCUCGAUCAUUGCGCAGCAGAGCGGCUAUCUGGAGGCCGCCUGCGCGGUACUCAACCGGCACCUGGACGAGAUGCCGGGCGAUGCCCGCACCCAGGUGGGCUUCAUCUGCUUCGACAGCUUCGUGCACUUCUACAGCAUGGCAGAGGGUCUCAACCAGCCGCAUGAGAUGACUUUGCUGGACAUCGAGGACCCCUUCCUGCCGCGUCCGGACAGUCUGCUGGUGAAUCUGAAGGAAUGCAAGGAGCUGGUGCGAGACCUACUCAAGCAGCUGCCCAAGCGAUUUGCCCACACCCACGAUCCGGGCUCCGCCUUGGGAGCUGCUCUGCAGGUAGCCUUCAAGCUAAUGCAAGCUUCUGGCGGCCGCAUCACCGUCUUUCAAUCGUGCCUUCCCAACAAGGGACCUGGAGCCCUGGAGCCACGCGAGGAUCCCAACAACCGCUCGGCCAAGGACGUGGCCCACCUGAAUCCGGCCACCGAUUUCUACAAGCGCUUUGCUCUGGAGUGCUCUGGCUACCAGGUAGCCUGCGACCUCUUCCUGAUGAACCAGCAGUACAGCGACAUGGCCACCAUCUCUGGCAUCAGUAAGCACAGCGGCGGCUGCGUGCACCACUUCCCGCUGUACCAGAAGACCAAGCCGCACAUGGUGGACUCGUUCCGGACGUGCUUCAAGCGCUACCUGACCCGCAAGAUCGGCUUUGAGGCGGUGAUGCGGAUCCGAUGCACGCGCGGAUUGCAGGUGCACACAUUCCACGGCAACUUCUUUGUGCGCUCCACGGAUCUGCUGUCUCUGCCGAACGUGAAUCCAGAUGCCGGCUACGGCAUGCAGAUCUCCUACGACGAGAGCCUCACGGACGUGAAGACGAUCUGCUUCCAAGCGGCGCUCCUGUACACCAACAGCGAGGGAGAGCGCAGGAUAAGGGUGCACACGGUGUGCCUGCCGGUGACUGCUUCUCUGCCAGAGGUUAUGCACUCGGCGGAUACGGAGGCCAUUGUGGGGCUACUAUCCAAAAUGGCAGUGGAUCGUUCGGUGGCCUCCAACUUGUCGGACGCCCGAGACGCCUUCAUCAACGCCACGAUUGACGUGUUCAACUCGUUCAAGAUUGCACAAAAUCUGCCCUCCGGCCAAUCUGGUCAGCUUAUAGCGCCGCGCAGCCUGGCCUUGCUGCCCCUCUAUAUCCUCGGGCUGCUCAAGCAUCCCGCAUUCCGCGUGGGCACCAGUACGCGGCUGGAUGAUCGGGUCUUCGCCAUGGACUGCAUGAAGACGCUGCCGCUGGACCAGCUGAUGAAGUACGUCUACCCGGAGCUGUACAAGAUCGAUGCUUUGAUCUACCACGCCCGCAAUUCGAACAGUAGUACGACGCAAGACGACGACGAGGAGGAGGACGAGCCGCUACCGGAGCUGCCGCGCCUGCAGCUAUCAGCGGAGCACCUGGACUCCCGAUCGAUAUUUCUGAUGGACUGCGGCACGCUGAUAAUGCUCUACGUCGGACUUAAUGUGCCGUCAGAUGUCUUGGAGACGGUGCUGGGCAUCAGCUCCACCGCAGAGCUGGGCGACUAUGUAUACGGAUUGCCAAAUGUGGUGAGCAACGAGAACGACGUGCUGAAGCGCUUUAUUUUGCGACUCAACUACGACAAGCCCUACUCGGCCCUGGUGCAGAUAAUAAGGGACACGAGCACGGCCAAGGGCCAGUUCAUCGAGAGAUUAUCCGACGAUCGCAAUGAUUCUAGUUUGUCAUACUAUGAAUUUUUGCAACACAUUCGGGCUCAGGUUAAAUAGUACAUAAGCAGGGAAUCCCCAACCACUAUUGUAUGCAACAUAAGUAUGAGUUUCUCAGAACGUAUAAGGCUCCGAGACUCUGGUGACUAGAAGCGAGAAGCAGAUGCAGGCGAACACUGUGGAGACGGAGACCGAGACCGAGACGAGACCCUUACCCUUUCCCCACUCUACUCGCGGCUUAGGUAGUAAUUUUAAAGUGCAUGUAUUUAUUUAUUUGUUGAUUUAUUGCACUAAAAAUAAAACUAAAUCAAUUAAAGAAGGCAGUUGUCACAAGCGAAACUAGAUAUCGUUGCCAGUAGGAAUUGCGCGAAGAACACACAUUAGUCAAAGUCCCGCUAGCCAACCAACCAAGCCAACCAGUCAGUAGAGCUCCCAGGCAAGCGGAUUGCACUGUUAUUUAUUAUAGCUAUGUUAAACGCAAUAAACUGAACGAAAUAUACACUAUUGUAAAUUAUAAUUUAACGCGACUUCUUUUCGUUCCAACUGCGGCUUAGUAGAGCAUUCUGCUAACCAAAGACCUUACAAUAAUAAGAUGAGUAAAGCCCAAGGAGUUUUUGUUGAAAACGAGAAAGCGCUCUAGAGCCAGAUUUUAAGCGGUCUAUUUACGUGCAUAUUGCAAUUCAACUGUGGGGACGUCAUGCAUCUUGUUAGUAUAAGGUCUUUGCACCUACUCUCAUUGUUAUCGCUUGUUCCCCCAACACCUUAUGUUUUGCUGUUAUCAGUAGUAUUUAUUUUCGGAAUAUCCAGAUGAAACACAUUCAUAAUAGUCUAUUACUUUUAAGUCGGUACGCGACACUGUAGUUAGUGAACUUAUUUUUCAAACGAAUGUGUACGGGAACAGAUUUGGUAUUGUGUAUUGCAUUGAUGGGACACGGACUGCUUGAAAGUGAAUGUAUUAAGCUUAGAAGGAUUAUUGUACUGUAUCAAUAAAGAGACCCCCCAACCCUCUACAACCCCAGACGAAGCAAACUAAUCGAGAAAACCAUAUAUACAUAUAUGUACUAUACUUUAUACACAUACGAGAGUGCAUCAAGAUAUAAAGCGAAAUACAUUUUAAUUAAAUCAUAA
Drosophila kikkawai is the source of this 5085-nucleotide messenger RNA. It is a transcript of the gene Sec24AB, whose product is annotated as Protein transport protein Sec24AB. Gene Ontology annotation, cellular component: COPII vesicle coat; endoplasmic reticulum exit site. Lineage: Eukaryota; Metazoa; Arthropoda; Insecta; Diptera; Drosophilidae. Gene Ontology annotation, molecular function: zinc ion binding; SNARE binding. The record is from RefSeq and is a predicted model, not a curated record. Gene Ontology annotation, biological process: COPII-coated vesicle cargo loading; endoplasmic reticulum to Golgi vesicle-mediated transport; intracellular protein transport.